AUGACAGUGACAUGGGGUAAAACGCCUCCUAGUAGGCGUUUAGCCCCAAUGCUGGGGUGCGGCAGUGACCAAAGUGAAAUUCAUAACUCCCAAUUUUUAGGUGACAGGAAUAACAGGAGCUAUAACGAAACUUCCCCAAAUUUUUUAAGUGACAGGGCUGGUCCUACGGAAAAUAUUUUAGAUUCCAGGUAUCAGGCCAAAAGAAUAGGUGCAGAAUGGUUCAAAAGGAUGAAGAAGUCGAACACAGUCCUUCGUCUGGCGACCAUGGGAAGUCAAUGCAUCGUCGGCCGAAUGUUUAUUCCAGAGGUUAGGAACAUGCAGGAUAAAACAGAAGAUAGGAUGAAAGCAGUGGGGCGGCAAAUGAACUCGCUUCGUCAAUCGCUUGACGUUCUUCGAGGCUAUGGGGUAAGGCAAACUGUUCCUCAAGUCAGGGGUGAAAAGGUGGGUGGAUUUUCUAAACUUACUUCAAUCAUGAUAUCAGACCACGUGUCAGAAAUUAUCAUGGGUUUAGAUUGGCUGGUAAAUAAAAAAGUUUCAUGGAAGUUUGACGAAGCACGGGUUACCGUUGGUAACAAAAAUAGAGUAGUGAAGUUGGUCACUAAAGGAUUGUCAAAUGGGCGACUGCGCCGAAUCUACUGUGUGAAAGUGCAAAUUCCAACACGAGCGGAAUUAGAUGUACUGACAAAAUUGGUGAUAUGCCAGCCAUACAAAUUAACAUUGACAUUAUGGGCCAGAGUGAAAAAUAAGUUAGAUCAACAACCUCAACAGGAGAAUCUAGCUAACAUCAAAACUAUAAUUGACGAACUGACUAUGGAUGCCCCCGAAGAAGGAAGGCACAAAUUAUCUGAAUUAUUAAAUAAUUUUGUUGACGUAUUCAGUGAUACAUGCACAGAAAUUGGAGUUGCAAAAGGGGUUUAUCAUAGGAUCAACACAGAGCAUGCCCGACCGAUAAAGCAACAACUCAGACGAUAUCCCCCAGUACAACGAAGGAAACUGGCACGCGAAGCCAGGCGGCUAGGGAGUGGGCAGACCAAAGCGACCACGAAGCCCAACGAGACGAGUCGCCAGUCAAUUACAGAACUCACAGGCGGAAUAAGCCCGUUCGGUUCCUGGCAUGUUAGGUCAUCUGGUAAUUGGUGA
Molecule: messenger RNA, 1140 nt
Organism: Helobdella robusta
Lineage: Eukaryota; Metazoa; Annelida; Clitellata; Rhynchobdellida; Glossiphoniidae
Exons: 8
Coding region: 1-1140 (379 amino acids)
Source: RefSeq, a predicted model, not a curated record